Molecule: messenger RNA, 1035 nt
Organism: Funneliformis mosseae
Lineage: Eukaryota; Fungi; Glomeromycota; Glomeromycetes; Glomerales; Glomeraceae
Source: the annotation of a GenBank genome assembly
AUGGCUCAAACAGCAGGUCAAUUACUAGGUCAAGCCAUUCCAGCUUGCCAAUGGAUCCCGCAAAAUAUACCUAAUACAACUUCAACAUUGCCUGCUUACCCACGUGCACAACCUCUCAGAGUCGAAGACGAUGCAAAAACUCAUUUACAUACUAACGCAUUAUUUCCUGUCGAAGGGUUAUUUCCACAAGGAUCAUCAUUCAGUGCAACACCUAUCAGAUUCUUGGGUGCUUCUGACUAUGUUUUAUGCAAUAAUAAUUACACAGUGGCCAAGAUGCCAGUGGAAAUGAAAACGCGCCACAAUCUUGAUUUACGCGGUUAUCAUUUCUGGCAAAUUUAUCGAUAUAACAACCGACGUGGAAUAAUGAAUCCAAGAUUUGGAGACCGAAGAUUCGAUCCAAAUUUUAAAUUCAAGAAACGUAUCCUAUCGCGGAUAUUUGGUCAAAUGGCCUGGAAGAGAAAGAGAAAAUCAAAAAGCAGUAGUAUACCAAUUGCGAGUUCAUCCAAGGGAAUUACUACUAUAGAUAAGUACAUAGGUGGCGGAUCAUUUGGAAAAGUUUUUUCUGGAUAUUAUAAUAAUCAAGAUGUAGCAUGGAAGACUUGUGAUGCAUAUAAGGAGCAAGAGGAGAUAAAAACGCUAAAGCAUGAAGCUCAUAUAUAUUCUAUUUUGAAAGGAUGUCAAGGUCGUGAUAUUCCACGUUUAUUCUACAAUGGUUACAUUUAUGACGGAUAUCUUUUUGCAUUAGCGUUACAAUUAAUUGAGGGCGCCCAUCACGUUGAUCCAGAAAGACUCACUAAAGAGAAAAAAAAGUUAAUCGUCAAUCAGCUAAAGUCAAUACAUAAUUGUGAUAUCCUACACAAUGAUAUCUCAGAGAAAAAUAUUCUAUAUGAACUAAAGAGUCGCCAUUACUUUUUUAUUGAUUUUGGCUUGAGUGAGAUCAUGGGUAGACUAUACCGCAUUAUCACACUAGAUGAAGAAUUUUUAUCAUUGCAAGCUACAAUGUAUAUUACUCUCAUUUUAAAUCAUAAAAUGUAA